ACACACACCCAAACUCUAUAACUCAUUAUUAUGAACCAAUAAACACUUAAAUAUAUUAUGGAAGGGUUUGUGGAAGAAGUUGAAGAGCCCGUUAGUCCUACAGGACAAUAUUUGAAUAGUUCUUCAUUGUGUGUAUACAUUUUAGGUGUCUUAGAAUUUGAGGUUCCAAUUGAUGACAAUAUUCAAACUUUGUCACUUCUUCACAAUGUAUUUCUUCCCAUCAACACACGUUUCUCCUCCAUUAUGAUUAAGGACAAAAAUGGAGAGAAAAAAUGGAAGAAAGUUGAAGUGAAGCUAGAGGAACAUGUUAAAAAUCCUGUAUUUCCAAGUAGAAAAUCAUCACUCUAUGAUGAAUAUGUUGAUGAUUAUAUAUCAACAAUAGCAAUGGAACAUUUACCGGAACAUAGACCACUUUGGGAGAUUCACCUUAUUAAAUAUCCAACAAAAAAUGGAGCAAGUACCUUAGUAUUCAAACUUCAUCAUGCACUUGGAGAUGGUUACUCUCUCAUGGGUGCUCUUCUUUCAUGUUUACAAAGAGUUGAUAAUCCCUCUCUUCCAUUCACACUUCCAUCAACUCAAACACCUAAAUCAAUUUUCAACACCAAACCUUUUUCUAAGAGAUCAUUUCCCUCCAUUUUCCCCAAAGUAUUCAACACUAUUUCGGAUUUUGGAUGGAGUAUAUUAAAAAGUAGUUUGGUUGAAGAUGAUUUAACUCCAAUAAGAUCUUGUGCGGAUGACAUGAAGCUUCGACACAUUACUAUCUCAAGUGUGUCAUUUUCUAUGAAUCGCAUCAAAGAAGUGAAAUCAAGACUUGGAGUAGGCAUAAAUGAUGUAAUUGCUGGCUUAAUUUUUUUCGGAAUUCGAUUAUAUAUGCAACAAAUAAAUGAAGAUUCAAUAAAAUAUAAGUCGACAGCAUUGGUGUUGAUGAAUACAAGAAACUUCAAAGGUUAUAAAUCAAUUAAGGAGAUGGUUGACAAGAACAAUAGCAAUGGUUCUACUUGGGGGAAUCAAUUUGCAUUUUUACAUAUUCCAAUUCCAGAACUAAGUGAUACAAAAUUUGAAAAUCCACUUGAGUUUAUAUGGGAAGCUCAUAAAGAGAUUAAUAGGAAGAAAAAUUCUUUGGCCACACCUCUUAAUGGCAUGCUUUUGAAUAUGGUGAAGAUAUUGAGAGGUCCUGAGGCUUCAGCUAGAUAUAUAUACAACACUUUGAGAAAUUCAAGCACAACAAUUUCAAAUGUAAUUGGGCCAGUGGAGCAAAUGGCUUUGGCUAACCAUCCAGUUAAAGGCCUAUACUUUAUGGUUGUUGGUCCACCAGAGAGUCUAACCAUAACGAUCAUGAGUUACAUGGGGCAGUUAAGAAUUGCAUUUGGAUUGGAGAAAGAUUAUAUCGACAAGCAAAAAUUCAUGUCGUGCAUAGAGAAUUCUCUUGAAAUGAUAAUUACAGCAGCACAAAAGAUUUCAAAAUAGAUUACAUUUUUCCACUAC
Molecule: messenger RNA, 1485 nt
Organism: Cicer arietinum (chickpea)
Lineage: Eukaryota; Viridiplantae; Streptophyta; Magnoliopsida; Fabales; Fabaceae
Product: wax ester synthase/diacylglycerol acyltransferase 4-like
Biological process (GO): triglyceride biosynthetic process
Cellular component (GO): plasma membrane
Molecular function (GO): diacylglycerol O-acyltransferase activity
Source: RefSeq, a predicted model, not a curated record